AUGGCCCAGGAGACGAACCAGAGCCCGGUGCCCAUGCUCUGUGCCACCGGCUGUGGUUUCUACGGCAACCCUCGAACCAACGGCAUGUGCUCCGUGUGCUACAAGGACCACCUGACCCGGCAGCAGAGCAGCGACCGCAUGACCGGGGACCGCAUGGACCGCAUGGGCCCCCUCAGCCCCAUGGGCCCCCUCAGCCCCAUGGGGUCGGGUGCUAGUCCCACCUCAGAGGCCUCGGCCAUCCAGAGACUAGAAGCCAGUCUAGCCAAGGUGGACGCCUCCCCGGCCUCGUCGCCCGACAUGUCCAGAAUCUCAGAUGCUGUCUACAGACAGGAUGCAGCGUCCUCCAGCAGUGAAGAAGGAAAGGGGGACACCCCCAAACCCAAGAAGAACCGAUGCUUCAUGUGCCGCAAACGGGUCGGACUCACAGGGUUCGACUGUCGCUGUGGCAACCUGUUCUGUGGCAUCCACCGGUACUCCGACAAGCACAACUGCCCCUACGACUACAAGGCGGAGGCCGCCGCCAAGAUCCGGAAGGAGAACCCCGUGGUGGUGGCCGACAAGAUCCAGAGAAUAUAG
Molecule: messenger RNA, 576 nt
Organism: Etheostoma spectabile (orangethroat darter)
Lineage: Eukaryota; Metazoa; Chordata; Actinopteri; Perciformes; Percidae
Product: AN1-type zinc finger protein 5
Exons: 5
Coding region: 1-576 (191 amino acids)
Molecular function (GO): DNA binding; zinc ion binding
Source: RefSeq, a predicted model, not a curated record